Molecule: messenger RNA, 1736 nt
Organism: Fomitiporia mediterranea MF3/22
Lineage: Eukaryota; Fungi; Basidiomycota; Agaricomycetes; Hymenochaetales; Hymenochaetaceae
Exons: 5
Coding region: 1-1614 (537 amino acids)
Biological process (GO): maturation of SSU-rRNA
Cellular component (GO): cytoplasm
Source: RefSeq, a predicted model, not a curated record
AUGGCGGUGCCUGUACACCGUGAUCCAGACUGGUCAGACUCUGACGAAGAAGACGAUCGCUCAGAUAUCGAGACUUCCGUCCUGCUGGGUAUACCUGAUGGGCUGAUAGAGAAACAGGAAGACUUAGAUGACGCUGCUGUUUCGCGCAUAGGCGGACAUCCUGCGUUCUUACCGACUACCGAACCGCCUCUAUCAAGUUCACAGUGCAAGAACUGCUCUUUCCCGAUGGAAUUACUUGUCCAAUUGUGGUCUCCGUUUGAGAAUAGCACGAUGGACCGUGCGUUGUAUGUCUUUGGCUGUGCUCGCGGAGAGUGCCAACACAAGCCAGGCAGUGUUCGUGCAUUUCGUGGAUUACGUUUCAACGCCGCGUAUGCAGCCAAACUGGAGAAAAAGAAAGCCCAGCAGCGCGAGAAAGAGGCUGCCCGAAGAGAAGCAGCGGAAGAAGCGAAUAAACGGAAGGAAGCUGCGAAGGUUAACCCAUUCUCGAUGAACACCAGUUCUACCCCUACUGGUGGGCUGUUCGGUGCUGCUCCAUCCUUUGGAGGCUCCGGUCUGGGCACUCAGCUCUUCGGAUCCUCCGAACCCACUUCCGAACUACAAGGCGAAAAUGAUGAUGCCGCCCCUCCCCCUCCCGAAUCAGAACCAGAAGACUCCGACGAAGACUCCGAUUCCGAAGCUGAAUCCACACCUUCAGUCCUCGCCGCCCCAACCCAAAAACCGUCCUCCACCUCCCCGUGGUCAUCCAUCCCGUCCUACACACCAGCAUUCUACCUCAGCACCGCAACGGAGUACGUCCCUCCAGCGCCGAAGCCCAAGGUUCCUAUCGCUGCCGUAGACGAUGAGGAUGAUGACAUUGGUGCUGGACUUGGGAAGAGUAAAAAAGCAGAAGCUAGGCGUGCCGAGAAAGAGAAGAAGGGUCAAGAUGAAUUGAAAGGAUGGGAAAGCGCGAUGGAGGGAUACGAAGAUAGUAUGGAGGUUGAUAAGGUGUUUGAGAGGUUUGCGCGUAUUGCUGGGUAUGAAGGUGAACAAUGCAUUCGAUACGAACUAGGAGGCAUACCACUCCCCUACUCAAACGACACCAUCUUCAAGUCUCUCUUCCCUUCUUCCCCAUCCACCUCUAGCUCGUCAAUCUCAACAAGCACGAAAUUCACUCCAGCAACCCCAGCAAAUAACGCCAAUACACCCGCACGAAGAACAUACAACCCAACCCAACCUUCCCUCAUCCCACCCUGUCCCCGAUGUACCGCACCAAGAACGUUCGAAUGUCAACUCAUGCCUCACCUAAUAUCCGUCUUACAUUCUUCUUCCACCUCAUCAAACUCUACCACAACUUCCUCGAAAGCACCUACGGAAUCCUCUCCCUCUACAGCACUACCGCCCAACGACCAACGAGCCAUCGAACAACGUAAACGCGAACUCGAAUCUCUCCUCCACCCAUCAGGCGGGAACAACGACAAACGAGGAAUAGGUAUGGAAUGGGGAACGUGUAUGAUCUUCUCCUGUUCGAAGGACUGUCGUCUCGCCGAGCCGCAAGGCUCAAAAGAAGAAAAGGAAAUGAGGGAAGAGAGAGAAGUAUGGGCUGAAGAGGUCGUCCUCAUCCAAUGGGAUGAGUAGUCAACCCAUCAAUUGGUGGUCAACUGUCAGGGUCACGAUGCAAGUGUACGAAUAUAAAAAUCUGAUUAGGACAUAGAAGUCAUAGCAUGUACUAAAAUAUGGUUGGUUGGAUUGGAGAGACA